Messenger RNA from Phycomyces blakesleeanus NRRL 1555(-), 669 nucleotides. RefSeq lists its product as hypothetical. The record is from RefSeq and is a predicted model, not a curated record. NCBI's taxonomy places the organism in Eukaryota, Fungi, Mucoromycota, Mucoromycetes, Mucorales, Phycomycetaceae. The transcript has 6 exons. The coding region runs from base 1 to 669 and encodes 222 amino acids. Gene Ontology annotation, molecular function: nucleic acid binding.
AUGAGUCUAAGAUUUAUUUAUGAAGAUGGACAAGGACAUGCUGUUGAUGAGCAUGGAUUUGAGCCAAUGGAUCUGGUCGUUGAUGAAGAUUCCAAUCACGUAAUGCAUCCAGUUUUGGAUGAAACGAACAAUGUUGAUGUGGAGUUAUAUCAGAGAUGGAUCAAAGGCUAUUAUGAAGAUCCCGAAAGCAUUUUUGAAGAAAAAAGAAAAAGAAAAAGUCAGGGCGACGUCGUAUUCUUGGAGAUGAGCAUAAUGAUUUUUCUUUUGCGUUACAUUGAUGAGAAUCCUUCUGCUGUUUUAACUGAAGUAGUUGAAUGCACAGCCCCAACCUGUGUAAAGAAACAUCAAAGAAAAGAUUCAGCAAAGUCAGUCUUUCACAUCAAUUUGAAACGAGGUAUGGCUUGGUCAAAAAAGGGAACUCCUGCAAUAGUUACAGUGCCUACAAUGAAAGCUAACACAACAUCGAUUUUAAGUGCAAUAUCAGUUACUGGCUUGAUUAAUGCUACUCUUGAUGAAAUGGACAAGUACCCAGAAAUGAAUGGAAAUUAUCUUGUCAUGGAUAGUGCUCCUAUCCAUAACUCAGCUGAUAUAGGAAAGUAUACCCAGUCACGAGGAUAUCAAUAUGUGUAUCUUCCUCCGUAUUCUCCUGAAUUGAACCCAAUUGAGUAG